This is a messenger RNA of Prinia subflava (tawny-flanked prinia), 2917 nucleotides long. It is a transcript of the gene BSDC1, whose product is annotated as BSD domain containing 1. The transcript has 11 exons. Lineage: Eukaryota; Metazoa; Chordata; Aves; Passeriformes; Cisticolidae. The record is from RefSeq and is a predicted model, not a curated record. Bases 47 to 1360 code for a protein of 437 amino acids. Gene Ontology annotation, cellular component: cytoplasm.
GGCGGGGUGAGGGGUCGGUAAAUAUUGGUGACGUCACACCGCCAAGAUGGCGGAGGGGGAGGACGGGGGCUGGUGGCGGAGCUGGCUCCAGCAGAGCUACCAGGCCGUCAAGGAGAAGUCCACAGAGGCUCUGGAGUUCAUGAAGAGGGACCUGGCCGAGUUCACGCAGGUGGUGCAGCACGACACCGCCUGCACCAUCGCCGCCACGGCCAGCGUGGUCAAGGACAGGCUGGCAAGGGCAGAAGGCUCCUCAGGUGCCACGGAGAAGGUGAGGAAGGGGCUCUCUGACUUCCUGGGGGUCAUCUCGGACACCUUUGCCCCCUCCCCGGACAAGACCAUCGACUGUGACGUUAUCACGCUGAUGGCAACGCCCUCAGGGACCACCGAGCCCUACGACAGUGCCAAGGCUCGUCUCUACAGCCUCCAGUCUGACCCAGCCACCUACUGCAACGAGCCCGAUGGCCCUGCUGAGCUGCUCGAGGCCUGGCUCGCCCAGUUCAGCCUGGAGGAGAAGAAAGGGGAGAUUGCAGAGCUGCUGGCAACCAGCCCUUCCAUCCGGGCGCUCUACACCAAAAUGGUCCCUGUGGCUGUUUCCCACCUGGAGUUCUGGCAGCGCUACUUCUACAAACUGCAUCGCCUGGAGCAGGAUGAAGCCCGGAGGGAGGCCCUGAAGCAGCGAGCGGAGCAGAGCAUGCACCAGGAGGAGCCAGGCUGGGAGGAGGAGGAAGAGGAGUUCCUGGGGAUGUCCCCCCUGCCUUGUGCAAACGUCACAUUCCCAGGAGCACAGACAGAGCCUGCCCCGGAGGGAAACCCCCCCGCUGCCCCCUCAGGGCAGAGCUGGGCCGUGCUGCCCCCAGAGCCGCUGGAGCAGAGCCCCUCGGAGAGCAGCGAGAGCGUGUCCCUGCUCACUCAGAUUGCAAACCCUGCCCCUGGGCCUGCCAGCCAGCUACAGACUGCAGCUGCAGCCCCGCGCAGCCAGGACCUGUCCCAGAGGCUGGCAGAGGCCACCCUGGAGGAGCAGAGCUCCCUGCCAAAGCCCCCCGAGGCUGCUCAGCCUUCUGCACCCGCUGAGGGAUCAGCAGCGUCCUCUGGAGCAGAGCUCAGAGAGCCGGAGAGCAAAGGCAGGACAGAGACUCUGAGAGAGGAAGGACCCACAGACCUGAGAGUCUUCGAGCUCAACUCGGACAGUGGCAAAUCCACCCCCUCCAACAACGGCAAGAAAGGCUCCAGCACAGACAUCAGCGAGGACUGGGAAAAGGACUUUGAUCUGGACAUGACGGAGGAGGAGGUGCAGCUGGCGCUCUCCAAGGUGGAAAUGUCUGGGGAGCUGGAAGAUGAGGAGUGGGAAGACUGGGAAUAAAGCAGCUGCUUCCAGUGUGUGUCACAGGCUCAUUUCCACCAUCGAACGUGAACCCAACCACGGGCUGGCUGUUCCUUUGUGUGUGACUGUGCUGGGGGUUGCAGUUCCAGGCUGGAGGAGUUCCUAAAACCUGUGGGCAACUCCAGUGACCCCUUCAGCUCCAGCAGGAUGGAAGCAGGAGGUCACUGGCACACAGGAGCCCGACUUCUGCGUAGGUCCUAGAGACUGGCCAAGCCAAACCUGCCCCUGACGUGUCAGGAGGAGGCAGAGUGAGGAGUCCCUGGGGCCAGCUGGGCACCCAGAGCCCUGCCAGGUGUGCUGGGUGCUGCCAGGCUGCCACCUGGCUCCUUCCUUGCUUGUGUGUGCACGUGCAACCUGCAGCUGAGAGGCUCCUGGACGUGGCUGUGCCUGCUCCACAAUUCCCACCGGGAAAGCAGCGCCCAGGGAGGGCCUGAGGGCUGGAGGUGCUGCAGAAAAAGGCACUUGGCUCGUGGCUUUGAUCCUGGAAGGAGCCAAACCCCCCGCCAAACCCUGAGCUUCUGCCUGGCUUUUUGUCUUGGAAGCUUUUUCUCACGGAAACUCCCGUUUCCAGCAGUUCCUCAGAGAGCCAAGGCCUGCUGCUCCCUCCCUUUGCAGCUGCACCGCCUCCCUGCACUGGGUUUUGUGUCUUUCUAGUUCAAUUCUCCGAGCAAAAUCCUCUCUCACUCGAGCCCUGCUGGGCUGGCAGUGGUUUGGCUCACCUGGGAGCAGAACCCCUCGUGCUGGUGCCAGCUCAGCCCCUGCAAAGGCCCAGCCUGGCCCAGUGACACUGCCACCUCUGCCUGGGGACAGAGAGGCUCCCCAAAAUUUGGGUGGUCCCUGCUGUGUGUCCCCACCUGAGCCCUGUCCCACCCUGAGCUUUGCUGUGCUCGCUUGGGUUCCUUCACUUCAGCCCCCGUGACUGCUUGAGAGGCUUCCCUCAGCCCCACGGGCUCAUUCUGGGGCAGUUUCUUUGUCACCACACGAGAUGCUGCUGAUGGCACAGUUAUCCCAAGGGGACAGUGCCCUCCCUGGCCUGUGGGGUGGCGGGGUGACACUUUUUGCCUUUGUCCUGCCCCUUCCAGGGCUGCUCCACGGGGGCUGGGGGUUCCUCCUGGGUUUGGACAGCACUAAACGAGGUGCACUUGGAAGAGUUGGGGUUUUGGGGGUGGGUUUUCCUCUUUUGGGGUGACUCCCUGUCCUGCCAAAGCCCUGGGGACAGCUCUGCUCCUGCCUGGGGUGUGGCGGGCAGGGGACACAGGGGACACCAGUGGGGACCUGGGGCUGGCCCAGCUGACCUCACAGCAGAGCUCGAGGGUGCAGCAUCUGUCACUUUUCUUUUCUUCUUUAGUCGAAUUAACCGUUGGGUUGGUUGUGCAAUAUUCUCUGUUCUCGAACUAUUCCGCAUCUCCCUGAGCCUUUUCUAGCUGGGGUGACGAACCAGGAACAAUUCUAACAGCUGGUAGUUUUGUAACGAUGACUUUCUCCAAACCUUUUACAGACUUGCAGUUAACAGCAAUUAAAGGAGUUCUCAGAGUC